Fomitopsis serialis is the source of this 3642-nucleotide messenger RNA. Its product is annotated as Pep3/Vps18/deep orange family-domain-containing protein. The record is from RefSeq and is a predicted model, not a curated record. Gene Ontology annotation, molecular function: protein-macromolecule adaptor activity. The transcript is spliced from 13 exons. Bases 38 to 3301 code for a protein of 1087 amino acids. Gene Ontology annotation, cellular component: HOPS complex; endosome. NCBI's taxonomy places the organism in Eukaryota, Fungi, Basidiomycota, Agaricomycetes, Polyporales, Fomitopsidaceae. Gene Ontology annotation, biological process: vacuole organization; endosome organization; vesicle-mediated transport.
GCACCACCGCUGUUCACGCUCACCUCACCUUGCGGAGAUGCUCGACGACUUUGUUGAGCAUGCGGGACUGCCUGGUCUUCCACACACCUCUCUGCCACAGGUCCAAUAUGAGGGAUUUGAGCCAAUGUCCUACGAAGAUGAGGCAGUUGUAGACGGUCUUGCAACAUCUGAUCAGGUUGACGCCGCAGUACCCGCAGCGCCGCUCUUCGAGCUCGGCCGUGUACAGUACACCCUGCCGGCACCAUUAUUGGCCCUUGCAGUCUCGUCGGACGUACUGACGAUGGGACUCUCCAAUAAUACCAUCGUCCAAAUCGAACUCUCGCGCUCCGAGCAGGUUGUCAAGAUCCAAAUUCCUCGCAAGCUAAAUGAAUUCUCCAUUCACAGGCUCUUCCUGGACCCUUCUGGGAGGCACCUCGUCAUUGCCUCUCUGCAGGGAGAGAACUGGUAUCUCUACCGGGGGUGGAAGAAGCCACGGCAGCUCAAGACGUGGAAGAUGGUUGUCGAGAGCAUUGCUUGGAACAAGCCUGCCCUGCUUGCCUCUUCCCAUUCUACCUCCACGCGCGAGAUGCUUGUUGGAACGAAGAGCGGCGCGAUCUUUGAGGCCGUGCUUGACGCCGAGGAGGACUUCUUCAAGUCGCAAGAGAGGUACCUACAACCAGUUUACAGCCUUCCGGAGCGCCAGCCUGUCACUGGCCUCAAGUUCGACUUGUUUCCGCCCGCAGAUCCUCGGAAGGCCCACGUUGUCAUCACUACGCCGACAAGAAUAUACCAGUUCGUCGGUAUACCUGACAGACGGGGCGAUGAUGGAGGUCGGGUGUUCCUUGGGUUGUUCGCGAGCUACAGGGAUUCAGCACCGACAAUCUCCGAACUUCCUGGCAAUGUCGACUACUCCGAGCUGCAUACGUGUGGCCCCAACGCGGAUCAAGCCAACUCUUUGCCUAGGUACCUCGGAUGGAUGACUCAACCUGGUAUAUACCAUGGGGCGCUGAAUUACGAAUCCACCUCCGACGACUUGAUCGACGGCGCUCAGUUGCUCCCGUACCCGAGUACCAUGGCGUCGGCAAUGCCACUGUCUGUUGCAUUGACCGAGUUCCACUUCAUGCUCCUCUACAGGGACAAGGUCAUUGGUAUCUCGAACUUGAAUGAGCAAUUGACUUACGAAGAAAUGCUGCCUUUGAAACCUAGCGAGGAGAUCCGCGGUAUGACUGCAGAUCCCGUGCGAAAGACGUACUGGGUAUACACGGACCAAUCCCUGUUCGAGCUCGUAGUCGCAAAUGAGCAUCGGGACGUCUGGAAGAUCUACCUGGAGAAGGGCAAGUAUGACUUGGCACUCCAGUAUACCACGACAGCAGCCCAACGGGACCACGUCAUGUCGGCCCAGGCGAAAGCCUUCUUUGACGAGGCUCGGUACUUCCAAUCAGCACAGUGCUACUCUCAAUGCUCAGUUAGCUUUGAGGAAGUGAUCCUCAAAUUCCUCGAUGUUGGUGAGAAGGAUGCGCUUCGUUCGUAUAUCACGUCCCGCUUGGAAAGGACCAGGAAAACGGAUCUGUCUCAAAGGAUGAUGCUUGCGACGUGGCUCGUAGAGUUCUACCUCAGCAAAUGCAAUGAGCUCGACGACCUCAUAGCGUCAGAGUCUGCGUCUCAUGACGUUGACAAUCUGCGGGCCGAACGUAUUAUAUUGGAGGAGGACCUACGACAGUUCUUCCAGACGUACAAGGCGCAUCUGGACCCCAGGACGGUGUAUGAACUUAUCCAAGGGCAUGGGCGGACCGAUAUGUAUCUUCACUACGCAACGAUCGUGGGUGACCACGAAAGGGUAGUUGAACAUUGGGUAUUCGAAGAAGAUUGGACGAAAGCUAUCGAUGUCAUUGCGCGACAGUCAAAUCUGGACUUGUACUAUCGUUUCGGCCCUGUCCUUAUUCGCCACGCACCAAAAGAGACUGUUGAUUCUUGGUUGCGCCAACCAUCCCUCGACCCUAUCCGACUCAUUCCCGCCCUCCUCCAGUUGCAACAUGCACCCCGCGAUCCGCUUUCACCCAACCAGGCAAUUCGAUACCUCAAUCAUGUCAUCUUCGAACGAAGCAACACCGCACCGACCAUCCACAAUCUCGUCAUCACCUUCUACGCCUCCCCUUCCACUCAGUCAUCGUCGAGCUCUUCCUCUGGCGCAACCCACCCUGACGACGAUGCGCCCCUACUACGUUUCCUGUCAUCAGCACCAUCAGAUCCUCUUACGGGCAAGCCGUACUAUGACCUUGACUAUGCACUGCGGUUGUGCAAACAGUCAGGCCGGACGCAGCCAUGCGUGCAUAUCUAUUCAAAGAUGGGUCUAUACGAAAGCAGCGUCGACCUUGCGCUCGAGAAGGGCGAUCUGGAGCUGGCGAAGAUCAACGCCGACAUGCCCGAAGAUGACGACCAGUUACGGAAGAAGCUCUGGUUGAAGAUCGCGAAGUACGUGGUACAGGACAAGCAAGACAUCAAGAUGGCUAUGCGUUUCCUGGAGAACACCGAGUUACUCAAGAUUGAGGACAUACUGCCGUUCUUCCCUGACUUCGUUGUUAUCGACGACUUCAAGGACGAGAUAUGUACCGCGCUCGAAGACUACUCUGCACACAUCGACACGUUGAAGGCGGAAAUGGACGAAGCAACUCGCAACGCCGAGGCUAUCAAACAGGAUAUCAGUGCCCUGCAGAAACGCUUCAUCACCGUCGAUUCAACGGAGAAGUGCUCGGUAUGCCACCAGGCGCUCUUUACCAGACAGUUCUAUGUCUUCCCGUGCCAACAUACCUUCCAUGCCGACUGUCUCAUCGGUCUUACGAAGGAGUACCUGCCCGCGCACGCACUCCGGCGCAUCGUCAACGUGCAAUCGGAACUGAUGAAAUUGACGCAGAAAGGUGCAUUAGAUCGCACUGGCAGUGUGAACCCCUCAACACCGCUCCCUCGACAACCCACGUCGCAACGAACACUUCUGUCCGCCAACUUCGGCGUUGCACAGAAUGGCACUCGCGGUGCUGCCUCGCUCGGGCGCAAUCUCCUGUCCGCCGGCGAUCGUCUACGGGACCUCAUCAUCCCAGACGCGCUCGCCAGCGUCGUCACUGCACCUGCUGGCUGGAUACCCGGCAUAGGCACCGGUGCCACGAAGCGCGUUGGUGGCGAGAAGGACGCGGUCAAAAUAGAACGGAUGCGCAAAGAGCUGGAAGACGUGCUUGCUGCCAGCUGUCCAUUGUGCGAGAGCGUGGUAGCCGGUUUGGACAAGCCGUUUGUGCAGCCAGGGGAGGUGGAUUCCAGUUGGACAUUAUGAGGUGGUUGCUGGCCAGCACUUUGCCGAGACAUCUCUAUCCCUGAACGUGUCUAGCCUGCUUACCGUGUUUAACCUAUCGAAGGCGGUCGACGAGCAUGGCAGGGAGGUCGACCCAGACGCGAGGUGGACUUCAGGUAUCCUCGUUCGCCGGAGCUCCUGGAGUCGUUGGCGGCGGAGCGUACUGCUACGGCCUAGUACUACUAGCGGCAGAAUUUGGCAACAGGGCUGCCACUCAAUACAAGUUGUUGGACGUACGUGUGUACUUCAUGCAACUAAAUUAUGCUGUACUCGUCGAACCGGCUGUAUUGACUAUCUGGAGUAAGCUUGACAUGCAGUCGAAG